Messenger RNA from Plasmodium gaboni, 3429 nucleotides. RefSeq names its product putative AAA family ATPase. Lineage: Eukaryota; Apicomplexa; Aconoidasida; Haemosporida; Plasmodiidae. Gene Ontology annotation, biological process: autophagosome maturation; retrograde protein transport, ER to cytosol; mitotic spindle disassembly. The record is from RefSeq and is a predicted model, not a curated record. Gene Ontology annotation, cellular component: nucleus; cytosol; VCP-NPL4-UFD1 AAA ATPase complex. Gene Ontology annotation, molecular function: polyubiquitin modification-dependent protein binding; ATP hydrolysis activity; ATP binding. The transcript has 2 exons. The coding region runs from base 1 to 3429 and encodes 1142 amino acids.
AUGAGUAAAAAACCAAAUGAUAAAGUUAUUGAAAAUUUUUGUGUUUAUGACCAUUCGAAUAAAUCGUUUUCAUAUCUUAAAGUAAAAAAAAGAGAAAUAAAAAAAGAAAAAUAUGAAAACGAAUAUGAGAAAUUAGUUAAUAGGAAAUGUAUGUAUAAUUACGAAUGGAUAAAAAAUUUAUCAUAUAAGGAAUGCAUAGAUUAUAUUAUACAAAAUAGUUUCAAGAAUUUAAAAAAAAAAAUAUAUGUAAAAAAAUAUGGUAAAAUAUAUGUAGAUAAAUAUAAAAAGAAUAUAUCUUCAUUAUGUUCUACUAAACAAAAUGAAGAAUGUUGUUUUAUUAAUAAUAAGAAAUUUUUAAAAGAAGCAAAGAAUAUAAAGAAUGCUGUUCAUUGUAUAAAUAAAAAUAAAGGUAAGUACAAGCCACAAUUAUUUGUAGACAAAAUAUGUAAAAUAAAGAACCGUUACGAGGAUAUAAUAUAUAAACAUGAGGAUAUGAUAAGAGAAGAAAAAUUCAAUGAUCAUGAUGGGUAUGAAAAAAAAAAAGUUAUCACUUAUGAUGAUAAUAAUAAUAUGAAUAAUAUGAUGAAUAUGAUAAAAAUGAAGGAUAUCUUUGAAGAGGCUUAUAGUCAUCCCUUUGAUAUUUUGUUUAGAAAAAAAUAUUACGAAAAAAUUUGUAGACUAUGGUUAAAAAAUUUUGUAAAAAAAAAUGGAAAGGUACAUAAAAAGCUAGCCAAAAAAUUAAUCAAAUGUCUAAUAAUAAAAAAUUUUAUAAUAUUUGAUGUAGAAUUAUGGAAUAUUUUUUUGAAAAAAAAUAUAAUGAAUCAUUUUAAUACGAAUUUAUAUUUCCUUACUGGAAAAAUAGGUAAUAUGAAAACGGUUUUUUUAAAUGAUUUAUUUUUGACUUUCCCCUUUUUUUAUAAAAAUGAUCAUAUGUUUAUGAUAGAUAUAAGUGAUUAUGAGAACUAUACAAUUGUUUGUGAUUAUAGAUAUUUAAUGGAUCCCAUGUAUUUAAAUACAAAUAAAAAUUAUAAUAUAAAAAAAAAAAAAAAUUUAUCUUCAUUUAAAAUGUGUAAUACUCUUGAUGAUAUAAAAAACAAAGAGAAAUAUUCUAAAUUAAUAAACCUACAAAUAUAUAAUGACUUAUUUGAAAAUAACAAACAUUUGUAUGAAGAAAGAAAUUAUAAUAAUGUAGAUAUUGCAAAUAUGAAACAUGAUAAUAUUAUGUCUAUUGAUGAUAGUUUACAAAGUGAUAGUAGUUAUGAACUUAUAAAUUUUAAAACAAAUCAAUUUAAAAAACAAAUUAUUUCAGAUGAUCAAAAAUAUAAUGAUAAUUAUAAAAAAAAAUUAUAUGUACAAAAAGUUUUGUAUCCAUAUUAUUAUGAAUUAAUAUUAAAAGAAAAACUUAUUACAGAUAUAAAUAUUAUAACAUCUUAUGACCCUUUAAAUUUUAAUCUUGAAUAUAUUUUGAUACAUUUUACUCGUCAAGCAAUGAUUAAACAAUAUGUAUGGAAAAGAAAAAUGUAUAAAUGGUUAACUGGAAUAUUUAAUAAGUCACAAGGAGAACAAAACAUGAAAAAGGUAAAAAUAAAAGAAAAAGAAAAAAUAAAAGAAAAACAAAAAAUAAAAGAAAAAGAAAAAGAAAAAGAAAAAAUAAAAGAAAACGAAAAAAUAAAAGAAAAAGAAAAAAUAAAAAAAAAAGUAUUUAUAAAAAACAAAGUAUAUGUAAAUCAUAAAAGUAAGAAUGAUGACGAUGAAAAUUUUUAUAUGAAUAAACAAAUGAAUAUGAACUUAGGACUUGACUUAUUCAAUGGAGGAAUAUCCUUUCUCUUAAUAAAAAAUAUAGAAUAUAUAAAUAAUUUCCCUACACAUAAAAAGAAUUGUAUAAUAUUUUUACUUUUAAAAUAUAUAUUUAUGUGGAAAAAUAUGAAUUUAAAUGCUCAUAUGUUUAUAAUAUCUUCUUCAUCAUCAAUAUCUGCGAACAGUAACAAUGAUAGCAAUAAUAAUAAUAUAAGUAAUAUAAAAAUAUAUAAUAAUUCAAGUGAUAAUAUAAGUUCUUUAUUUAAUAGAUAUAUGAAUAAUUAUUUUGUUUUUGUGUUUCCAAAUUUUCUUCAUACUACUAAUAGGUAUGAACUAUUAAUCCAUUUAUUUAAAAAAUAUAAAUUAUACUAUUGUGAAAAUGAAAUUAAAGAGCUAGCUAAAAUAACAAAUAAUUUUAAUAUAGAUAAUAUAAUAAAAUUAUUCGAAGAUGAAUAUAGAGAAAGAAUUAUAGAUCAUUUAAAAAAAAAAAAAACAGAUACAUCACAAGAAAUUAUCACAAAGAAUAGUUGUUAUAUAAAAGAUAUAUUUGAAAAAGCACGUAAAGGAAAAAAUCAAUUUUUUUCUAAAACUUUAAAUCUUCAACAGGAUUCUCAUAUAUAUAUACAUAUGCAUGAGAUUGAAAUGUAUAAAAAGAAAAAAUAUGAAAUGUUUUCAAAAAAUGGUAUAUUUGAAAAUUAUGGAUUUAACGAGGUUAUUGGAGAGGAAAAACUGAUAAGUAAUUUGAAGAACCAGAUCGUGAGUAAAUUUAAUAUGCAAGAAAGUAAAAAUAUAGGAUUAAAAAAAAUACAUAUGUGUGAUAUUGAAGGUGAUAAUAUAAAGGCGAAUGGAAUUGAUAAUAUACAUGACAAUAACAAAAUAUAUGCAGCUAGUUCAAUGGGGGAUAAUAUCUGUAAUUUUAAUCAACUCGAUACUGUUGGUAUAUUAUUACAUGGUAAGAGUGGGUCAGGUAAAAGUUUUAUUGCUAAAAAAAUUGUUGAAGAAUGUAAUUGUAAUUCUGUUAUUAUUAAUUGUUCAAAUAUAUUUAAUAAAAUUAUGGGAGAAUCAGAAAAAUUUCUAAACGAGAUUUUUGAAUACUGUAUAAAAAAAUUACAACCAUGUAUCAUUUUAUUUGAUAAUAUAGAAACUAUAUGUUAUAAAGAAGAUUAUACAUUUAUUGAAAAUUUUAAUACAAGAUUAAAAUUAUGUUUUUAUGAAAAUAUAGAUAAAAUUCAUUAUGAAAAGAAAUGGAAAAGAAAUCCUUGCUUACUUUUAAUUAUAGCAACUACAAAUGAUAUAAAUAAUAUUGAUGAUAAUUUAUUAAGAAAUUAUCGUUUCAAAUAUAUUUAUCAAACUACACAUUUCCAAUACUGGAAAGAACAAGAUAUUUAUAAAUUAUUUUAUAAAUGUUUAAAAAGUAAUAAUAUAGAAUCUACCGAUUUUUUAUAUUCACAUAAAUUUAAACAAUUUGUUGAUGAACAUAUUAUAAAAGUUCAAUAUAAAUUAUCUCCUUUAUAUAUAUACAACCUUUGUACUUAUGCUUUGACAUAUCGUUUAAGAAAUGCCCUCAAAGGGAAUGAAAAUGAAUUGGAUGUUGAGGAUUUCUAUGAGUCUAUAAAAAGAAUGAUGUAUUAA